Manis javanica (Malayan pangolin) is the source of this 2598-nucleotide messenger RNA. It is a transcript of the gene TCF3, whose product is annotated as transcription factor 3. NCBI's taxonomy places the organism in Eukaryota, Metazoa, Chordata, Mammalia, Pholidota, Manidae. The record is from RefSeq and is a predicted model, not a curated record. Gene Ontology annotation, molecular function: RNA polymerase II cis-regulatory region sequence-specific DNA binding; protein dimerization activity; DNA-binding transcription factor activity, RNA polymerase II-specific. Gene Ontology annotation, cellular component: chromatin; transcription regulator complex. Gene Ontology annotation, biological process: regulation of transcription by RNA polymerase II; immunoglobulin V(D)J recombination.
GGACGAGCCCAGACGCGGGCGCGGGCACCGCGGCUCCGCGCACGCCACCUCCGCCAGUGCCCGGUGCGGCCCCGCGGUGGGACGGGAGGGGGGCGCGUCCACUCGCCCCGGGGCCGGCGGACGCCCUUUGUCGGGUUGUUCAUGCCGCCGCCCCCCGCGCGCUGCGGGCCGGGCCGCGCCGAGCAGGGCUGUCUCCAGGCCUGAGGUGCCCACCCUGGCCCGUGCGCCCACCAGUGUCCCUGGAGAAUGAACCAGCCGCAGAGAAUGGCGCCCGUGGGCACAGACAAGGAGCUCAGCGACCUCUUGGACUUCAGCAUGAUGUUCCCUCUGCCGGUGGCCAAUGGGAAGGGCCGGCCGGCCUCCCUGGCUGGAGCCCAGUUUGGAGGCUCAGGACUUGAGGACCGGCCAGGCUCGGGCUCCUGGGGCGGCGGCGACCAGAACAGCUCCCCCUUCGACCCCGGCCGGACCUACGGCGAGGGCGCCCACUUCAGUGAGUCUCAUGGCAGCCUUUCUUCAUCCACAUUCCUGGGACCUGGGCUCGGAGGCAAGGGUGGCGAGCGGAGCACGUACACGGCCUUCGGGAGAGACGCCGGCGUUGGCCUGACCCAGGCUAGCUUCCUGCCCAGCGAGCUGGCCCUCAGCAGCCCUGGGCCACUGUCCCCCUCAGGCGUCAAGGGGGGCUCCCAGUAUUACUCCUACCCCGGCCACCCUCGGCGGAGAACUGCGGACAGCAGCCUUGACCCGCAGCCAAAGAAGGUCCGGAAGGUGCCACCAGGCCUCCCGUCCUCGGUGUACCCACCCAGCUCAGGUGACGAUUUCAGCAGGGACUCUGCCACCUACCCGUCCGCCAAGACCCCCAGCAGCGCCUACCCCGCCCCCUUCUACGUGGCAGACGGCAGCCUGCACCCCUCGGCCGAGCUCUGGAGCCCUCCAGGCCAGGCGGGCUUUGGGCCCAUGCUGGGGGGUGGCUCGUCGCCUCUGUCCCUCCCACCAGGCGGCGCCGUGGGCCCUGGGUUUGGCGGUCUGCACCAGCACGAGCGCAUGGGCUACCAGCUGCAUGGAGCUGAAGUGAACGGCGUGCUCCCGGCGGUGUCCACCUUUUCCUCGGUACCCCCAGCCUCCUACGGCAGCGUCUCCAGCCACACGCCCCCUGUCAGCGGGGCUGACGGCCUCAUGGGCCCCCGUGGGACUGCUGCCGGCAGCUCUGGAGAUGCCCUUGGGAAGGCGCUGGCCUCGAUCUACUCCCCAGAUCACUCAAGCAAUAACUUCUCAUCCAGCCCCUCGACCCCUGUGGGCUCCCCACAGGGUCUGGCAGGGACAUCGCAGUGGCCGCGAGCAGCAGCCCCUGGUGCCUUAUCGCCCAGCUACGACGGGGGUCUCCACGGCCUGCAGAACAAGAUGGAGGACCACCUGGAUGAGGCCAUCCAUGUGCUCCGCAGCCACGCCGUGGGCACGGCGACCGAUGUGCACGGGCUGCUGCCCAGCCACGGAGCGCUGGCCUCGGGCUUUGCCGGGCCUGUCAUGCCACUGGGCGGGCGGCAUGCUGGCCUGGUUGGAAGCAGUCACUCUGAGGAUGGCCUCGCGGGCAGCGGCAGCCUCGUGCACAACCACGCGGCCCUCCCCAGCCAGCCCAGCGCCCUGCCUGACGUCUCUCGGCCGCCUGACUCCUAUGGCGGGCUCGGCCGUGCGGGCGCCAGCGAGAUCAAGCGGGAGGACAAGGAGGACGAGGAGAGCGCGUCCGUGGCCGACAACUCCGAGGAGGAGAAGAGGGAGCUGAAGCCCCCGCGGCCCCGGACCAGCCCGGACGAGGACGAGGACGACCUUCUCCCCCCAGAGCAGAAGGCUGAGCGGGAGAAGGAGCGCCGGGUGGCCAAUAACGCGCGGGAGCGGCUGCGGGUCCGAGACAUCAAUGAGGCUUUUAAGGAGCUGGGGCGCAUGUGCCAGCUGCACCUCAACAGUGAGAAGCCCCAGACCAAACUGCUCAUCCUGCACCAGGCCGUGUCGGUCAUCCUGAACCUGGAGCAGCAGGUGCGAGAGCGUAACCUGAACCCCAAGGCGGCCUGCUUGAAGCGGCGGGAAGAGGAGAAGGUGUCGAGCGUGGUCGGAGACCCCCAGAUGGUGCUCUCGGCUGCCCACGCAGGCCUGAGUGAGGCACACAACCCUGCCGGGCACAUGUGAAAGGUCGCGCCACCUCGAGGUCUGUGACUUGCCCGAUGGAUCCGGCCCUGCGACCCGGGCCCAAAGGAGCAUUUUUUUUUUUGUAAACAAAACCGGAAAGCAAGCAAGAAACAUUCACUUUGUCAGAAGAGAAAAAAAUGCCUUAAGUAUAAAAUGUGGAAGUCAAAACAUAUUAUUCGCUGGAGGGAGCUGCUCUGCAGGACUGGCUUGUCGUUGAGAAAGCCACCAGCAAAUCGUGCCUAUGCCUGAUAUUUUUCUUAAGGAAGAUUAAAAGAACAUUAGUUACAAGAUUUUUUUUUAAUGUAUUAGGAAACUAGCAAGGAAGAUGCCUUUGGUCUCUCGUUUGUGUUUUUUAGCUUUUUUUGCAUAUGUUUUGUAAGCAACAAAUUUUUUUGUAUAAAAGUCUCGUGUCUCUUGCUA